Molecule: messenger RNA, 3618 nt
Organism: Trichobilharzia szidati
Lineage: Eukaryota; Metazoa; Platyhelminthes; Trematoda; Strigeidida; Schistosomatidae
Source: the annotation of a GenBank genome assembly
GCUGAAUGAAAUUCAACCGCGGGAUAUAGAAUGGCAGCGCCAAACAGUGAGGGGAAGAUGGAGAAAGUUUGUGUCCCUAGGAAUUUUUAUCUUCUUGAUGAACUAGAGCAAGGGCAAAAGGGACCUCAGGAAGGCAGUAUUAGUUGGGGAUUAGAAAAUAUGGGUGACGCCACGCUUACGAAGUGGAAUGGAAUGAUACUUGGUCCAACACGCACUCCUUUUGAAAAUCGAAUUUACGAUUUAAGGAUCGAAUGUGGACCCAAGUAUCCAGAUGUACCUCCUACCGUUAGAUUCUUAAAUUAUGUCACUAUAUUGAUUGGAGGAUUUCGUUAUGAGCUGACAUCAGUUGGAGAGCCAUUGGAAGACCUGGGAGUGCUGGGCAGCUGUUUCGUCCCAGUUUGGGACUCUUCAUCAGUACGCACCCACCGGGUUUUGAACCCAGGACUUUCUGGUUGAAUAGUUAAAAAAUCUGUCACUACAUGCAACUUUUUUUUAAAAGUUGUAUAUUGACAUAGGUUUGUAACGAAAAUUCGCAUGCAUGGUGUAAAUGAAAAUACUGGUGAGGUUUUAUGAACCAUGGUCAGUAACUGGAAUUUUUUCUAGACUCCAAAUUUGACGGCCACGUUUCAUAAUCAUACACUGCUGUUACAAGACCUUUUGUGUUGUACAGUUUGAUGGAAUAGAUUACUGCAUCCGUACAAAUUUAUGUAGGAAAGACAAAGAACAACAGAAGUAAACCACAGUUAACAUUCAUUCUACUCCACAAAAUCGAAAAUAGGUAAGUUGAAAUAUCGGUCAUCCAAAGGAAAUAUUCUAGUUCCCUAAUGUCUGUCCAGUCAGCGACAUGGUGACUUGGCCUUAAUUUCACCCUUAAUAUUUUGCUGAGUUGUACAGCUGUUCAGAAAAAGUUGUUGAAGACAUUUUUAGAGGAAUAUAAAAGUCGUUUUAAAUUAGUCCAUCUGCAAAACCUUCGGCAUAUAUGGAUUCUUAUCAAGCACCCAAUGCGUAACACUAUGUUAUUUUUCAUUGAUUUGAUGCAUUGUGAGUAGAGUUCAAUAAAGAGAAUAGUAAGGUUCUUAAAAGUACAAAAACGUAACGACCGCAACUAAAGCUUCAUGCUUACUGUCGAAACAGAUAAAACGCUGAUGUAUGCCAUUUCUAUAAGGCCAGGUGGGAUAUCGAUACAAUUACACCUGUGCAAACCCAUCAUAUUGUAGACUUUGGUUUAAGUUUAUGAAGCAGAUACUUGUUCUUCAGAUUGUAAAAUAUAAGUAUGCCUAACUGUGAUCUGAACAAACUCCCCUUCGCAACUUUAAGUUGGCAUUCGACCUUUCUUUCUAGGGGAUGCUUAUGAGACCCACCUCUUACAUUCGAAAACCCUUGAUUGUGUAGAGUCUAAUGCGUUCCAACAAAGACAACAUGCAAAAAUCGUAGUAUUUUGAGUGGUAGCAAUAGUAUACUUAGUAUUCGUUCCACUUCUGCCGAAUAAUAAUGGAUAAGGAUAUCAUAAAACGUGAUAAUUUAGUGAUGAUCAUCACUAAUUAUUUGCUUCGAUGACUUUUUCAAUUUAAACUGCGCACUCGUUUACUUCGAUUAUUUUGCAAUUUUCUCACUGAAACUGGUGAGAUGAGGAUCAGGUGGCCAGGAAGAACUAACAACAAUGAACUCUGUCAACGAAACAACCGUGUUGCACAACAAAUAAGUCGAAGGAAAUAAGGACGUCUAAGGGACGUUACUCGCAAGACCCUCGAGUGCAACCUGAAUGGAAUACGAUGACUUCAAUGUUGAAAGGUAAUACGGAGGAAAACUAGUGAGAAGGCGAUGCAAAGUACGAGACAAAAGUUGAGCCGCCUAAAGAGGACUGCGGAAAUCAAGAUGAAUUAGAGAUGUGCUGCAUAGGUCUAGUGUUUCAAGCGGAACCUGCGACAAUAAUAAUUGCGCUCGGUUGUUUUAUCGUUUUGUCAAGCGGAGCCUCCGUAUCAUGUGUGCAAGGUAUGCAGGAGAAUACGGAAGACUACGCAUUACGCACAAAAAUUGCUUUUGUCGGAAUUUUGAUUGAAAAUGUGAACCAUUUUCUUGAUACUGCAUGAAAAGUCGUCAGUUGAUUUCCAGGUGUCUGUAAAUAGUUUUCUACCACGCAUAUUGCUGGGCUCAGAUAUAAAUAUACUAUUUGCAUUCUGUUGCACUACCAGCAAAAUACAAAAAAUAAUCAUAUUAUUCAGAUGAAUCCGUCAAUCGAGUGAGUAUCUAUAGGGUGCCAUAAAACAGAAUAAGUAACACAACGCUGUCUGAAGUGCCAAUAAUUUAACUGGAAAGUGCUUCCGAAAGGUUUCCUGUUUGUUUUCAUACAAGAAGAGAUUGACCAUUACUUGAUUGUCAGUUAGGUUUUCUGUUCCCACUCUGUUAAAUUGGAGGUGGUCUAUUAUAUUUUGUAUUUUCGUAAUGGAACUUUGCCACAUGAUCAAGACCACUUUGGUUAGUGGUGACAGGCAUUGGGAUCCACAAUGAGCACUUCAUCCUACAUGGGGUUCGUCGAUUGGAUAUACGUGCGUUCCCGUAAGUGGUAGCCUCCCCAACUAGACUCGGCCCAUGCACCCAUCGCUUCCAAUAUCAAGACGUCAUACACUAGGCAAUAAGGGUGACCUCCCAACUAACGAGUCCCAAAUUGGCCAAAGUGUGUAUCACGGGUUUCAUUGCUGGUCACGACCAACCAAAAUAAUCGCAUGUUAGUCCUCAGUCCGGCAUAAUCUACAGGAAAUGUAAAUUAACUUAGUAAAGGAAUCUGAAACAUAUGUCAUCUAAAAGUUUUAUCUCUAAAUACCUUCGUUUCCACUUCACGAAUUUUCCAAGAAAUAAUCAGUAUUUUAUAUAUUGUCUUACAAGUUGUUUUAUUUCAUUUCUGUUUAGGUCGAUCCUCGGAUGUUCGCGACUCUUUCCAACUGGACUCGUGGAAAUUGCAUACGCCAUGUCCUCUUGGAUGUCCGUCGAAAAAUGUCUGCUUCUGAAAAUUCGAGACUUGCUCAACCUCCUGAAAAUUCCACAUUCUGAGCGAUUCUCUUCUUGGUAUGUUGCUCUCCAGAUAUAAGAAUGAUUAACCAGGAGUGAAUGUUUUUUUCUAAAUUCAUAGCUUUUAUCCUAGGUCUUCAUUUCGUUUUAUCAAACCACCUGCUAAAUUUUAUUUUAACAUUAUUUUACUGGUCUUUCUCCAAAUGGUUUUCCCUUCUUAUGUAUGUAUUCUUGUGUAACUUCUAAACACUCCAAAUUUAUUGUGGAUUGAAUAUAGUUGGACGAGGAAGUUCGCAAUAUUUUUUAUACCUUAUAGACUCGUGGUUUUUACUUCCUUCCUGCCUUAACCAUUGACUCAGUUAAGGCUGUUUGAUAGCAAUAAUAACUAUGCUGAAUUGUACUCUCUGCUUAUAUAGUAGAAAUUUUUAUUUAUGGUGGUCAUUUGUUGCAACUAUGCACCCACUGCUUCUUUGACAUUGUUAAUUACAAAUUGUGAAUUUUUCCGGUUAUGUAUCUCUUGGUUCACUGACAAUUUUGCCUGAAUUCGGCUUUUUGAAUCAAAUCCUCUUUGUUGUGUUUAAAUUAUUUUUAAAUAAUAAGCUUAUUGCUUCA